Haplochromis burtoni (Burton's mouthbrooder) is the source of this 852-nucleotide messenger RNA. RefSeq names its product peroxidasin homolog. Bases 1 to 816 code for a protein of 271 amino acids. NCBI's taxonomy places the organism in Eukaryota, Metazoa, Chordata, Actinopteri, Cichliformes, Cichlidae. The transcript is spliced from 4 exons. The record is from RefSeq and is a predicted model, not a curated record.
AUGGAAGCUGUAGCUGGAAUGUUGUUGAUGUUGUUCGGAGUUUCUCAUGUCUCUGAGUGUCUGUCCCAGGGAGAGAUGAGGGUGUCCUGCUCCUCUGAGGGAGGGGACAGUCCUCAGUACAGCUGGACUCUAAAUGGACGCACACUGACAGAUGCUGAGCUCCUUUCUGGAAAUAAUGAGACUAACAUCAUCACUCUGAAACAGCACGUCUCAGGACAUCUGGUCUGCUCAGUCAGUAAUAACGUCAGUGAUGUCUUCAAAGAAGAGAGGAUAUCUACCUGUGGUAUGAAAACUUGUGUCGGCAGACAGGAUGGAACUAAGUGCUAUGGAGCUUUGGGAGGAACUGUGGAGAUUCAACUGGGCAGCAUCUCAGAAAUGUUCAAUGUGAAAAAAAAUUAUAAUAGCACAGAACAUAGACUUUGUUUUCUCAGUAAUGGAACGUUUAGGAUCAAUAACCUGAGCAGGAAUGACAGUGCUAAUUAUACCCUUCAAACCUUUGAUUCACGUGGAGAAAGUUCAUUCGAGUGGACUUUACAGUUGUUUAUUCAAGCUCCUGUGUCCUCUGUCCUGCUGCUCUCUGAGUGUCUGUCCCAGGGAGAGAUGAGGGUGUCCUGCUCCUCUCAGGGAGGGGACAGUCCUCAGUACAGCUGGACUCUGGAUGGACGCUCACUGUCAGAUGCUGAGCUCCUUUCUGUAAAUAAUGAGAGUAACAUCAUCACUCUGAAACAGCACGUCUCAGGACAUCUGGUCUGCUCAGUCAAGAACAACGUCAGUAAUGUCUCCAAAGAAGAGAGGAUAUCUACCUGUGGUGAGUGAGAACACUGUAAGUAGUGAAUCAUCAACUAAUUUGAC